Molecule: messenger RNA, 1203 nt
Organism: Stegastes partitus (bicolor damselfish)
Lineage: Eukaryota; Metazoa; Chordata; Actinopteri; Pomacentridae
Product: peptidase M20 domain-containing protein 2-like
Exons: 7
Coding region: 1-1203 (400 amino acids)
Molecular function (GO): dipeptidase activity
Source: RefSeq, a predicted model, not a curated record
AUGAAGGACACCAUCAAACUGUGCAUCGACGCACUCAAAGACGAGCUGCACAGCCUGAGCCAGGACAUCUGGAGCCAUCCCGAACUCGCUGGUGACGAGAAGUUUGCACACGACAGGUUGGUCGACUUCUUCUCCCAGACGGACCAGGCGUGGACCGUCCAGAGUAACUACAAGCUGCCCACCGCCUUCCGGGCCACCUGGGGCCCUGUAGGCUGUUGGAAGGGGAAGCCUGUGUUGAACGUGGCGUUCCUGUGCGAGUACGACGCGCUGCCAAACAUCGGACACGCAUGUGGACACAACCUGAUCGCAGAGGUUGGAGCUGCGGCCGCCGUGGGGCUGAAAGCUGCAUUAGAACAUCGGACUGAUCUACCUGCACCGAUAACUGUUCUGGGAACUCCUGCGGAGGAGGCGAUCGGAGGAAAGACUAAGCUGCUGGAGGCGGAGGCCUUCGCCGACAUCGAUCUCGUCUUCAUGGCUCAUCCGGGUCAGCGGGACGUCUCGUUCCAGCCGAGUGUCACCGUCACUGGGUUGACGGUGAAGUACCACGGGAAGGCAUCUCACGCCUCGGCCUACCCCUGGAAAGGAGUGAACGCCCUGGACGCUGCCGUGCUGGCCUACAACAACCUCUCUGUGCUCCGACAGCAGCUCAGACCAGAAUGGAAGCUUCACGGCAUCAUUAAAAAUGGAGGCUUGAAGCCCAACAUCGUCCCUGACUUCACUGAGCUGGCCUUCUGUUUUCGCACUCCAAGCAUUAAGGACAUUAGUGAGCUGAGGGCCAAAGCUGAGGCUUGUUUCACAGCCGCUGCUGUAGCAACCGGUUGCCAGGUGGAGAUCAUCUACCCCAACCAUUCCUACUACAACAUUCUGCCCAAUGCCACACUGGCACAGCUGUACAAAACAAACGGAGAAGCUCUGGGGAUUCAGUUUGCGGAGCCUGUAGCGCACGUGGCUGCUUCUACGGACUUUGGCAACGUGUCCUUCGCAGUGCCUGGCAUCCACCCCAUCUUCUACAUCAGCACCGACGCAUUCAACCACACAAAGGAAUACACCGAAGCAGCAGGAGCUGAAAAGGCCCAGUUGUACACCCUGAGGGCGGCCAAGGCGUUGGCGAUGACAGCUGCCGAUGUCGUGUGCAGCCCCGAUCUGCUGAGGCGAGUGAGGGAGGACUUCAGCCUGGCCAAGCAGGAGGAGCAGGAGGCGUGA